AGACCGGUUUUAAAAUACCAUUUGAAAAGAUCCAUGUAUACUUCCUCGUGGCGAGUAGGAGCUCGUUUGUGAAAUAAAAGCUAUAAAAUGCCAAUAAAGGAAUUUAUACUGGGAAUUUUGAUUUCUAGCCUAUUGGCUUUACUCUAUAAUCCAUGUUAUUCCCUGGAAAACUUCGGUCAUUAUGUUACGAUAACACCAGUAUUUCUGCAAACUUCUACAGAAUCUAAAGGGCAUGCUUUACAGGGAGGCUCUAAAGGGGACGUUACACAUUCGGAUAAAGUAAGACCAGAGAAGGAAAAAGAGCCUAAUGGCCCACAAAAUGAAAAGAAAAAUGAACCACAACAUCUGGAAACGCAUAAGACCCUAACCCAUACCGAACCAAUACACGAACAUGGGCAAAAGUCUCACAAGGAACUUGAUGAUCACGAAGACCCUAAUCAUAUGGAUCAUGAUGAAGGGCAACACCUUGAACAUGAGGAGGACAUGGAUGUACAUGUACAUCAUUCUGAUGGAACGUCUGAACAUCAAAUAGAAGAUGAUCACAAAGCUGGCGAUGAAACUCUUGAUAAACAAGACAAAAAGGAGAAACUGGUCAAAGAGCUUGCAGAUAACAGGCCGGGUGAGGUAACAGAACAGACCAAAACUGUUGUUGAACACAAACAAGAUAUUACUGAUAAAAAAAAUGAAGAUGUGACCGGAAUCCUUGAAGAUAAAACCCCUAAAUACGAAGAACAAACAACUGAGGAAAUUAAGCACAGGGACGAAAAAAAGAAAACUGAGGAUGCAACACUGGCACCCACCCACGAAACAGUUCAUGUAAAGAAAGAAAAAACAAAAUCUGAGACUCUUGAACAAGAAAAUCACGCUCUAGAAAAAAUAGAAUCACAUGAUAAUAGCAGAGCAGAUUCUCUGGUGAAGGUUCAUGAACAACACGAAGAGCACGCCAAAGAAAGAACACCCGAGGUAGAAAAGACUCAUAACACCGGUUUACAACCUCACGAACAUAACAGGGAAUUAUCUAUUCGUAAGCUGGAUUCAACAUGUCCAAUUGAUUGUAAUCCAUCCUGCCAAAGCAUGCUUGGUGGUAAAACACAGUGUAUCAAAGAAGGAGAAAAUGACCGUACAUGCGCCCCUCUAAACAAACUUGAUUCAUUUGAUUGUGAUGAUGGAUAUAUACCAUGCUCUAUACCUAUUAUAUCAACGGUUCAGACAUUUACUUUGGAUAAAAAUAACGACGAAACAGGGGAACUUGAUAUUGAAGGAAAAAAUCUUAACAAGUGCAUAGGACUAAUCAUAGCAGAUAGAAAUAGUGUUUGCAGUAAAGUCAGUUUGCCUGCUGAUCUCGAACAUACCUCAAAUGUUUUAAAUCCGAAAUAUGAUAUUUCAAUCUCUGAAAACAAACUGACCUUUUCGAAUUUACACAUUGUGCCAGGUGACUACAAAAUCUGUAUUUAUCAGCAAUACGACACAUCGCUAUCAAAAUUGAGUAUAUGCCGGUAUAUAGUGAUGUUCCUAGAGUGGAUUGGACUCUAUCGUUCCGACAACAAAAUCAAAACGUUAUAUUCUCUGCAGGUAGGGACUUUAACUGUAACCAAUUAA
This is a messenger RNA of Theileria equi strain WA, 1599 nucleotides long. RefSeq lists its product as hypothetical. The transcript is spliced from 3 exons. The record is from RefSeq and is a predicted model, not a curated record. Bases 88 to 1599 code for a protein of 503 amino acids. Lineage: Eukaryota; Apicomplexa; Aconoidasida; Piroplasmida; Theileriidae.